AUGAUGUUGUCUCGUCGUGCGUGCUACAAGUGUGGCAACAUUGGCCACUAUGCGGAGGUAUACAGAGGUCUGCUCGUCCUCGGAGCGUCUCUGCUACAACUGCAAGCAGCCCGGUAUGUCCCUCAACUUUCCCCCGCAAACAACUCGUCUCAUGCAUUUCCAACAGGCCACGAGUCUAGCGGCUGCCCUCUUCCCCGGACCACCGAGACCAAGCAGUGCUAUAACUGCCAGGGCCUCGGCCAUGUCCAGGCUGACUGCCCCACCCUCCGCCUGAAUGGCGCCAACGGCCGCUGCUACAACUGCAGCCAGCCCGGCCACCUGGCCCGCAACUGCACCAACCCCACCGCCCCUGGCGCUGGCCGUCCCACCGGCCCCCGCGGUGGCUUCCAGGGCGCCCGCGGCGGCUUCAGCGGCUACCCUCGCGCCGCGACCUGCUACAAGUGCGGCGGGCCCAACCACUUCGCCCGCGACUGUCAGGCCCAGGCCAUGAAGUGCUACGCUUGCGGCAAGCUCGGUCACAUCUCCCGCGACUGCACCGCCCCCAACGGCGGCCCGCUCAGCUCCGCUGGUAAGGUUUGCUACAAGUGUGCUCAGGCUGGCCACAUCUCCCGCGACUGCCCGACCAACGCCGAGGCUGCGUCCGCCCCGGCCCCAGUCGUUGAUGCGGCCGUCGCUGCCGCCCCUGUCGCCUCUGCUGCGGCCGUCGCUGCCGCCCCUGUCGCCUCUGCUGCGGCCGUUGCGGCUGUCGCUGCGGUCGAGGCCGGCGCCGAGACUGCGCCUGUUGCGCCUGCGGCUCCGGCUACCGCUGUCGCAUAA
Messenger RNA from Penicillium canariense, 816 nucleotides. It is a transcript of the gene gisB, whose product is annotated as putative zinc knuckle nucleic acid binding protein. Bases 1 to 816 code for a protein of 271 amino acids. Gene Ontology annotation, molecular function: translation regulator activity; single-stranded RNA binding; mRNA binding. The transcript is spliced from 5 exons. The record is from RefSeq and is a predicted model, not a curated record. Lineage: Eukaryota; Fungi; Ascomycota; Eurotiomycetes; Eurotiales; Aspergillaceae. Gene Ontology annotation, biological process: positive regulation of cytoplasmic translation. Gene Ontology annotation, cellular component: cytoplasm.